Molecule: messenger RNA, 510 nt
Organism: Lathyrus oleraceus (garden pea)
Lineage: Eukaryota; Viridiplantae; Streptophyta; Magnoliopsida; Fabales; Fabaceae
Exons: 3
Coding region: 1-510 (169 amino acids)
Source: RefSeq, a predicted model, not a curated record
AUGACCUCUGAGGCUUUCAAGCUGAAAGGCCUCUCUGAACAAGUUCGAAACGACUUCAUAAGAGAAGUUGGAGAGAGGCUGCAUGCACGUCUGGCUAGAGAGGCAGAAGAGAAAUCCAGAAGAGAAGCAGAAGAGAAGGCUCGUCAGAAAGAAGAGCAAAGAGUAAGAGAAGCUGCAGAGAAGGCUGUUGUUGAAGCUGCUGCUGCUACUGUUGAAGUUGCUGCUGCUGUCGCUGAAGCUGAAGUAAAAGCUGAUGCUGAAGAAGCAGCACACAUAGCUGCAAAAGAAGUUGCUAAGCCAAGGAAGAUUGUUCUGACUCAGGGGGAGAAAUCUCAUUCUGAUUUCGCUCCUCUUGUCUUGAAGACUCUGGAAGAGCUACAGAAGGAGCAACAGAUAGGGAAGAAUAAAAACAACUCCGAUGAAAUAAUAUCUAAGCCUCUUGCUGCAUUGUGCACAGUUAAAAUCUCUUAUGAAAAUUCUAAGCUAUGCAGGAAAAUAUCUAAGGUGUGA